GAAAAAAGCUUCAAGUUUUUCCUUUUCAUUCUUUCAUUGUCCAACCCUCACCAUUCCUGGGGUUCCAAAGUGUUAUUUCCAUCUCUUUUCGCUUCUUACGCUAGGAAAAAGAAGAAAUGUUGAAAAUGAAGUUUCUUGAUUGGUACUUGAAGAUUGGGUUUGUAUCUGCUUUGGUUGGGGCUUCUAUGGAGGUGUUCAUGAUCAAAACUGGCUUCUAUGACAAAGUAACUGUUUUGGAGUCAGAAAAGCGUGCUUGGGAGAAUUCUCCGGAUGCUCAGGCUAUUAGAGAAGCUCUCAACCCCUGGAGACAUAUUGAUGCCGAAGAAACAAAAAAGUCCUGACUCAAAUAAAUGCUUUGAGUUGGGUAUCAGAUUGUACUCCAUGGGAUUAAGAUGAUAUAUGGAUUGCAUAACAAAGAACCACGACAAGACGAACAUAAGUGAUGUCAUUGUAAAGAAGCAAAACAAUGACGUUCUAAAACCAACCUUCAACAAAGAAGGCCCAUUUCUCUCAACCAUUAUUCACCACUAUUUCAGCACUUCACACCUCUGUGCCCUCCUCUAUUUAACACAAUCAUAAGCAUUGUUAACUGCACAAACACCACAAAGGCAAAGAAGGAUGAUCAUACACAUCAAUUCAAUAUGAAACUCGUCAAGUGAAUAGUUUUAAGAGCACAAUUCACCAUUCAUUGAAAUUAUCAACCAUAUAUUCAUAGAUAAACAUUGUGCCAUAUUUGAAACCCAAUUGAAAAUUGAAACAAGGAGAUCCACGAAGCUUAACAUCUACUGCAAAUCUCACAUUGACUCAAAACAAUAACAAGAAGAAAAAAAAAGGAAAGAUGUUAGUGUAUGUCUUAUUUGUAGUUAUUAUGUCAUUAUGUGUAGACUAAGAAAGGAAUGGAAGAAGAGAGGCAUGAAUGGGGUCUAAGGGUGAAAACGGGCUUGUAAGCUUUGAACUACACUAUUUUGUGUAUCUUUUUUAUUUUGUUAGUAAUAGUAAUUGGUGAAACAUUACAUAAUUAAGUUUUCUUCUUCGAUUUACCAUUAAAAUAUCGCAUUCUAUAUGAUUGAAUGGUGUUAUGAAAUGAUGCAUCUCAUCAUGUGGAUUUGUUUUGGGUUUGAUUACUACUAUUUUAAGGGUGUUACUUCCUCUACCACCACAUACGGUUCUCUGCACCUUCUCAUCCAUUUUUGUCCUUGAGUAACAUUUAAACAGAUGUGAAUAUACAUUAGAUUCUUAAAUGAAUGUCAACAUCCGUAGAUGGAUGGAUGUUGAUAUUCGUUCAUUGACAUCCGUCAAACCACAUGCUAACUCUUCACACACAUAUAAGACAAACUUAGAAACUUAUAUGGACCCCUCAUUAUCCUUCCAAGGACAAACAAACCAGCAAGAACUCCACCGGUCAAGGCUGAAGAGAUGAGUGAUGCAUCUCCUCCAAAUCCCAUGCUUUGAAACAGAACCGGAGCAUAGAAGAGAAUGAAAUUUAUGCCAGUGAGAAUCUGAAAGGUGGGCAUGAAGAUUGCCAUCACCAACUCUGGUUUGUACCUUCUUUCAAGGAUGUUACGAAAUGGAUGCUUUAUUGAGUUUGCCAACUCGCUUGCAUCAACCAUAUCUUGGAACUCGGCAUCAACCUCGUUGGUUCCUCUUAUUUUUUUCUAGCAGCUUCCUUCCUUUUUCCAUCAAUCCUCGUUCAAUUAAGUUGUUUGGAGUGUCGGGGAGAAAUAUCCUUCCCACUGUCAUCAAUCUGUGUUCUUUAGCAUAUUUUAAAAUAUGGGUUUCAUACUGUAAGUCUUGCAUUAUAGAAAUAAAAAAGUUAAAAGACAUAUAAAGAAAAUGACCCAUAGAUACUAUGCUUAAGGUUUUGGAUUAGUUUGCUUUGGUGAUCAUUAUUUGAGAAAAAUAUUUUAUUUUUACUUUUAAUUUCAAAAGUAAUACUUCAUUAUCUUUGUUUCCUGUUUUAAAGAGGUUUGUACAGGAAAUUGUAGAAGAAUACAUAUUUUAUGGUUUUUUUUUUUUCUUUUUUCACUGUUUCUUACUUAAAGUGACACUUUUUAUUAUCUAAAAGUGAUAACAGAAUAUGAGAAAAGAAAACUUUUCCUCAAAACAAAACAGAGUUGUUAACAUUUUGUAAAUAUAAAUGCUAAUGAGGUUGGAAAUGAUUCCAAGGCACUAAGGCAUCCACAACCUAUACAUGGAGAAAGUUGUUUAUCGAGAUCCAGUGCAUUCAAGAUAGUUCAGAUUUUAUCUUUUUUCUUUGGGAUCUUUGGUAUUGCAAAUGACAUAUCUUCUACUUUUGAUUAAUG
Vigna radiata var. radiata (mung bean) is the source of this 2303-nucleotide messenger RNA. RefSeq lists its product as uncharacterized. NCBI's taxonomy places the organism in Eukaryota, Viridiplantae, Streptophyta, Magnoliopsida, Fabales, Fabaceae. The transcript is spliced from 4 exons. The coding region runs from base 117 to 341 and encodes 74 amino acids. The record is from RefSeq and is a predicted model, not a curated record.